Messenger RNA from Saimiri boliviensis boliviensis (Bolivian squirrel monkey), 10300 nucleotides. It is a transcript of the gene SPTBN2, whose product is annotated as spectrin beta, non-erythrocytic 2. Gene Ontology annotation, cellular component: spectrin. NCBI's taxonomy places the organism in Eukaryota, Metazoa, Chordata, Mammalia, Primates, Cebidae. Gene Ontology annotation, molecular function: structural constituent of cytoskeleton; phospholipid binding; actin binding. The record is from RefSeq and is a predicted model, not a curated record.
ACAGCCGGGGCGGUGGGGAUGCUGGAGGAGGCUUUGUCAGCUUGUUAUGAAGAGCUCUUUAACUUUAUGGGAAGACUGACUUUUCUAAGUGGGAGACCCAGAGCACCCUAUCAAGUCCCUGGUCCCCAAAUCCAGCCUCAAGAACAGCCUUCCUGCCAUUCAGAACCUUCCUCAGCCCCUUCCUGCAAGCAUAGAGAUGCUGCACUGACUCCUGGACUGGCGGAGCUGACUAAAACAGCUUCUGUCUCUGGCCUCAGCCCCCAGGUCAUGUCCCUUCAUUUUUCUGCACUCUCACUCUUGCCACUCCUGUCUCCGCCCACCUCUCCCUUACCUUUCAUGCCCUUGUUAUGUCUUCCUUGAUUUCCACUGUCAUUUCCCACACCUGUUCCCAGCCUAUUAUCCCUCCUCUCCUUCCCCACCUGUUCCUUCCACCUGCCGCCUGUUACUCCCAUUAUCUCAUCUGCAUGGUCCCUGAAGCAGGUUCCCUCCACCGGCUGCUGUUCUGCAGCUGCCGCCUUUUCUCCCAGGUGUGCUCACUGCCUGGCUUGGCCCCUACCCUUCCCUUCGGCCUGGGGCCUGGGGCCUGGGCUGUCCUGCUCUGAGCAGAAACUUGUCGGACGGCCUCCCUGUCUUCCGGGGGAGGAGUUGUCAUGGCAACAAGAGCGCGGCUGCCACCUGACACCACCAGUGGCUGGCGUGGGGCUGAGUCACGCACACACCCCAAGGCCACCCACCCCGUCUGGCUUCCUCCUCCAUCCCACCCUUGUCAUUGCCAUUAACCUGCUGGCCACCCAGCCCAGCCCAGCCAAGCCCAGUCUAAGAGGCCCCACCUACUCUCACCAAGAGGUGGUGCUCCCAGUGGCGGUGGGGUUGGCCCCUAGAAGAGGAGAGACUCCAAGGGGGUGGUUCCCAAACCUGCCCACAUGUUUUACAGGAUCACCCAGGGAUAUUUUUCACAAAUACAGGUUUCUAAGCCCCUCCCUAGACACAGUGAGUUAGAAUCUUGGUCCAGAACUCAGGAUUUCAAAAGCUCCCCAGGUGAUUCUUUUGAGCCAGCUCAGCACCAGUCUGAGGACCCCCUUGUGGCAGCCAUAGCUUCCCCAGACCCCUUCCCAUUUUCUCCUGGGCCUCUCUGUCGUUCUGGUUGGGUCUUCAGGCCAGCUGUGAAACACUCCUUUUAGUGUGUCUAUAGAUCAGAGAAGACAGAAGGUGUGUGUUAUGGAGAAUGUCAUGUCUUUGGAGGAAGUGUUCCUGGCACCCUGGUUUUGAAUUCAUAGCCUCUAGAACUGUCAUCAUGUCUAUGUGUGUACAACAUGUGCCACCCACCAUGUCUGCACAUGUGACAAGUGCCACCCGGGAUUGUCAUCAUGCCUGGGCACAGGAUACGUGCCACCCAGGACUGUCACCAUGCCUGUGUACAUAGGACACAUGCCACCUAGGACUGUCACCAUGCCUGUGUACAUGGGACACAUACCACCCAGGACUGUCACCAUGUCUGGUUGCAUAUAACACGUGCCACCCAGGGCUGUCACCGGGUCUGUGCACACCUCUGUGCCACCUCGUGCUCUCAUUGGGUGUUUAUCUCCAUCACUAAACUGGGCUCUCAAAGAGGCAGCUCUGCAUGGGUUUUGCCUAGCACUGUGCCUCCAACCAGUAGGUAUCAAAUAAACACUGAAUGAAUGAAAAUGGGGAGGGGCAAGUGUGGGCUGCACAUGACAAGUGCUGAAGCCCAGAGUGAGGUAGAAGGGCACCUGGAAGAUGUGCCCAGCAGCAGGGUGUCUGGGGGCCAGGAUGGCCUGGUGGAGGAGGGCCCUGGGGAGCUGGAGGGCAGGGCAGGGGCUGGCACUGGAGGUGGUGAUAAACAAGUGGAAAGGAUGGUAACAGUGCCCAUUUCACAGGCGAGGGAGUGAAAGAAAAUGCCUCACACAGUGCCUGCCUUUUCCUCUUCAAGGAUCUCCUCGUUUCCAGAUUCCUCUUUGUCUGUUUCUGAGCUGGGACUCAAAGCUCACAGGUCCUGGAGAAUGACCUCCCAGUCAGCCAGAGUGAGGUUGCCCUCGACAUACCUGCAAACCUUUGGGAAACAGGAGUUUGCAUUGGGGGACCCCUCGUGGAUCUUGAGUAUUCUUAAGUAACUUGGGGCUUGAAGGGCGGGUGUCGGAGGUGCUCCAGUGCCCUCUGCCGCCGCCCCGCAGGGCCUGGCCCUGCCCCGCUGGCCACGCUCCACCUCCCUCCCCUCCCCAAUACCGUCCAACCUGUUUGUCUGGAGCCGCCUCCGUCUCCUCUCGCCACAGCCAGGUGUGCCCCACUCACUGUCUCAGGAGCUUGGGACAUCCCGUAGCUCCUUUUGCCACUCCUUGAAAUUCCCACCAUUCCCAAAUUCUGACCCUGGACUCCAGCCUGAGGUCCCACUGGGGAACAGAAACUGGCCCCCUGCCUACAGGGAGCAUGGACUCUGGGCCCUGGGCUCUGUAGCCAGCAGUUGGCAGCAUGAAUGGGAAUGGAGUGAGCAGGGUGCAUGGGAAUGGCCUUCAUGGGGCCAGCGAAUUUUAUUAUGAGGCUGUGGAAGGGGCCCAGAAUCCCGGGGGCCUCCUGCUCUCACCAGCUGCUUUCAUCAACCCUGCUCAGUAUGCCAGUGUGCUGGAAGGACGCUUCAAACAGCUGCAAGAUGAGCGAGAAGCCGUGCAGAAGAAAACCUUCACCAAGUGGGUGAACUCGCACCUGGCCCGGGUCACGUGCCGGGUGGGGGACCUGUACAGUGACCUCCGGGAUGGGCGCAACCUGCUGAGGCUCCUCGAGGUGCUCUCAGGAGAGACACUGCCAAAGCCCACAAAGGGCCGCAUGCGGAUCCACUGCCUGGAGAACGUGGACAAGGCACUGCAGUUCCUCAAGGAGCAAAAAGUGCACUUGGAAAACAUGGGCUCCCAUGACAUCGUGGAUGGAAACCACCGCCUGACCCUUGGGCUGGUCUGGACCAUCAUCCUUCGAUUCCAGAUCCAAGACAUCAGUGUGGAGACAGAAGACAACAAGGAGAAGAAGUCGGCCAAGGAUGCCUUGCUUCUGUGGUGCCAGAUGAAGACCGCAGGGUAUCCCAACGUCAAUGUACACAACUUCACCACCAGCUGGAGAGAUGGACUAGCCUUCAACGCCAUCGUGCAUAAACACCGGCCAGACCUGCUGGAUUUUGAGUCCCUGAAGAAGUGUAAUGCACACUACAAUCUGCAGAAUGCAUUUAAUGUAGCUGAAAAGGAGCUGGGACUUACCAAGCUGCUGGAUCCUGAAGAUGUGAAUGUGGACCAGCCAGAUGAGAAGUCAAUCAUUACCUAUGUGGCUACUUACUACCAUUACUUCUCCAAGAUGAAGGCCCUGGCAGUAGAAGGCAAGAGAAUUGGCAAGGUGCUGGACCACGCCAUGGAGGCAGAGCGCCUGGUGGAGAAGUACGAGUCCCUGGCCUCCGAGCUGCUACAGUGGAUCGAGCAAACGAUUGUGACCCUCAAUGACAGGCAGCUGGCCAACUCCCUGAGUGGGGUCCAGAACCAGCUGCAGUCCUUCAAUUCCUACCGCACUGUGGAGAAGCCGCCCAAGUUUACCGAGAAAGGGAACUUGGAAGUGCUGCUCUUCACCAUCCAGAGCAAGCUCCGGGCCAACAACCAGAAGGUCUACACACCCCGUGAGGGCCGGCUCAUCUCAGACAUCAACAAGGCCUGGGAGCGGCUGGAGAAGGCGGAACAUGAGCGGGAGCUGGCCCUGCGCACUGAGCUCAUCCGCCAGGAGAAGCUAGAGCAGCUAGCCGCCCGCUUCGACCGCAAGGCCGCUAUGCGGGAGACCUGGCUCAGCGAGAACCAGCGCCUCGUAUCCCAGGACAACUUUGGGCUGGAGCUGGCGGCUGUUGAGGCAGCAGUGCGGAAGCAUGAAGCCAUCGAGACGGACAUUGUGGCCUACAGUGGCCGGGUGCAGGCGGUGGAUGCUGUGGCUGCAGAGCUGGCCGCCGAGCGCUACCAUGACAUCAAGCGCAUCUCCGCUCGGCAGCACAACGUGGCGCGGCUCUGGGACUUCUUGCGGCAGAUGGUAGCUGCCCGGCGGGAGCGGCUCCUCCUCAACCUGGAGCUGCAGAAGGUGCUCCAGGACCUGCUCUACCUCAUGGACUGGAUGGAAGAGAUGAAGGGCCGGCUGCAGUCUCAGGACCUGGGCAAGCACCUGGCUGGAGUGGAGGACCUGUUGCAGCUUCACGAGCUGGUAGAAGCAGACAUCGCCGUGCAGGCCGAGAGGGUGCGGGCCGUCAGUGCCUCUGCCCUGCGCUUCUGCAACCCAGGGAAAGAUUAUAGACCUUGUGACCCGCAGCUGGUGUCGGAGCGGGUGGCCAAACUAGAGCAGAGCUAUGAGGCGCUGUGUGAGUUGGCAGCAGCGAGGCGGGCCCGGCUGGAGGAAUCACGGCGGCUCUGGCGUUUCCUCUGGGAGGUGGGCGAGGCUGAGGCCUGGGUACGGGAGCAGCAGCACCUCCUGGCCUCAGCCGACACGGGCCGGGACCUGACCGGUGUCCUCCGCCUGCUCAACAAGCACACAGCCCUGCGGGGCGAGAUGAGCGGCCGGCUGGGGCCCCUGAAGCUCACCCUGGAGCAGGGCCAGCAGUUGGUAGCCGAGGGUCACCCUGGAGCAAGCCAGGCCUCUGCCCGUGCAGCUGAGCUCCAAGCCCAGUGGGAGCGGCUAGAGGCCCUGGCCGAGGAGCGUGCCCAGAGGCUGGCCCAAGCCGCCAGCCUCUACCAGUUCCAGGCUGACGCAAACGACAUGGAGGCCUGGUUGGUAGAUGCCCUGCGCCUGGUGUCCAGCCCCGAGCUGGGGCACGACGAGUUCUCCACACAGGCUCUGGCCAGGCAGCAUCGGGCCCUGGAGGAGGAGAUCCGAGGCCACCGGCCAACCCUGGACGCCUUGAGAGAACAGGCAGUAGCCCUGCCUCCUGCACUGAGCCACACGCCCGAGGUGCAGGGCCGGGUGCCCUCCCUGGAACGGCACUACGAUGAGCUGCAGGCCCGGGCAAGAGAGCGAGCACUGGCCCUGGAGGCCGCCCUGACGCUCUACACCAUGCUCAGUGAGGCCGGGGCCUGCGGGCUCUGGGUGGAGGAGAAGGAGCAGUGGCUCAACGGGCUGGCCCUGCCUGAGCGCUUGGAAGACCUGGAGGUCGUGCAACAGAGGUUCGAGACCCUGGAGCCUGAAAUGAAUGCCCUUGCAGUGCAAAUCACUGCAGUGAAUGACACUGCCAAGCGGUUACUGAAGGCCAACCCCCCAGGCAAGGAGCGCAUUGUCAACACCCAGGAACAGCUUAACCACAGGUGGCAGCAGUUUCGGUCCCUGGCAGACGGCAAGAAGGCAGCUCUGACCUCAGCCCUGAGCAUCCAGAACUACCACUUAGAGUGCACGGAGACCCAGGCCUGGAUGAGAGAGAAGACCAAGGUCAUUGAGUCCACCCAGGGCCUAGGCAACGAUCUGGCCGGGGUGCUGGCCCUGCAGCGCAAGCUGGCUGGCACAGAGCGGGACCUGGAGGCCAUUGCUGCCCGGGUGGGCGAACUAACUCGAGAGGCAAAUGCCCUGGCUGCCGGCCAUCCUGCUCAGGCAGCAGCCAUUAACUCCCGGCUCGGAGAGGUACAGACCGGCUGGGAGGACCUCAGGGCCACCAUGCGGCGUCGAGAAGAGUCCCUGGGGGAGGCGCGGCGGCUGCAGGACUUCCUGCGAAGCUUGGAUGACUUCCAGGCCUGGCUAGGCCGCACUCAGACUGCUGUGGCCUCUGAAGAAGGGCCGGCCACCCUACCUGAAGCAGAGGCCCUCCUGGCCCAACACGCAGCCCUGCGAGGAGAGGUGGAGCGGGCCCAGAGCGAGUACAGCCGGCUGCGGGCCCUGGGUGAGGAGGUGACCCGGGACCAGGCCGAUCCCCAGUGCCUCUUCCUACGACAGCGACUGGAGGCCCUGGGAACCGGCUGGGAGGAGCUGGGCCGAAUGUGGGAGAGCCGACAAGGCCGCCUGGCCCAGGCCCACGGCUUCCAGGGAUUCCUGCGGGAUGCUCGUCAGGCUGAGGGCGUGCUCAGCAGCCAGGAAUAUGUUCUGUCUCACACGGAGAUGCCAGGGACACUCCAGGCUGCUGAUGCUGCCAUUAAAAAACUGGAGGACUUCAUGAGCACCAUGGACGCCAACGGGGAACGGAUCCGAGGGCUCCUGGAGGCUGGGCGCCAGCUGGUGUCUGAAGGCAACAUCCAUGCUGACAAGAUUCGGGAGAAGGCAGACUCCAUCGAGAGGAGGCACAAGAAGAAUCAAGACGCAGCACAGCAGUUUCUGGGCCGUCUUCGGGACAACCGGGAGCAGCAGCAUUUUCUGCAAGAUUGUCAUGAGCUGAAGCUCUGGAUUGAUGAGAAGAUGCUGACAGCCCAGGAUGUGUCCUAUGAUGAGGCCCGCAACCUGCACACCAAGUGGCAGAAGCACCAGGCAUUCAUGGCUGAGCUGGCCGCCAACAAAGACUGGCUGGACAAGGUGGACAAGGAAGGGCGGGAGCUGACUCUCCAGAAGCCAGAGCUGAAAGCUCUGGUGUCGGAGAAGCUGGGGGACCUGCACAGGCGCUGGGACGAGCUGGAGACCACCACCCAAGCCAAGGCCCGCAGCCUCUUUGAUGCCAAUCGAGCUGAGCUGUUUGCCCAGAGCUGCUGUGCCCUGGAGAGCUGGCUGGAGAGCCUGCAGGCCCAGCUUCACUCAGACGACUACGGCAAGGACCUCACCAGCGUCAACAUCCUGCUCAAGAAGCAGCAGAUGCUGGAGUGGGAGAUGGCUGUGAGAGAGAAGGAGGUGGAGGCGAUCCAGGCCCAGGCCAAAGCGCUGGCCCAGGAGGACCAGGGUGCAGGGGAGGUGGAGAGGACCUCGAGGGCCGUGGAGGAGAAGUUCAGGGCCUUGUGCCAGCCCAUGCGGGAACGCUGCCAGCGCCUGCAGGCUUCUCGAGAGCAGCACCAGUUCCACCGGGACGUGGAAGAUGAGAUUUUGUGGGUGACAGAGCGGCUGCCCAUGGCCAGCUCCAUGGAACAUGGCAAGGACCUUCCCAGUGUCCAGCUUCUCAUGAAGAAAAACCAGACCCUGCAAAAAGAGAUUCAAGGCCAUGAGCCCCGGAUCGCGGACCUGAGGGAGCGGCAGCAUGCGCUAGGUUCAGCCGCGGCAGGCCCAGAGCUGGCUGAGCUGCAGGAAAUGUGGAAACGCCUGGGCCACGAGCUGGAACUUCGAGGGAAGCGACUUGAGGAGGCCCUGAGAGCCCAGCAGUUCUACCGCGAUGCUGCUGAGGCAGAGGCCUGGAUGGGUGAGCAGGAGUUACACAUGAUGGGCCAGGAGAAGGCCAAGGAUGAGCUGAGUGCCCAGGCAGAGGUGAAGAAGCACCAGGUGCUGGAGCAAGCCCUAGCUGACUACGCACAGACCAUCCACCAGCUGGCGGCCAGCAGCCAGGACAUGAUUGACCGCGAGCACCCAGAGAGCACACGGAUAUCAAUCCGCCAAGCCCAGGUGGACAAGCUGUAUGCUGGCCUGAAGGAGCUAGCCGGAGAGCGGCGGGAGCGCCUUCAGGAGCACCUCCGGCUGUGCCAGCUCCGCCGUGAGCUGGAUGACCUGGAGCAGUGGAUCCAGGAGCGAGAGGUGGUGGCGGCCUCCCACGAGCUGGGCCAGGACUACGAACAUGUAACUAUGCUCCGAGACAAAUUCCGAGAGUUCUCCCGGGACACGAGCACCAUUGGUCAGGAGCGUGUAGAUAGUGCCAACGCUCUGGCCAAUGGGCUCAUUGCUGGGGGCCAUGCCGCACGGGCCACUGUGGCCGAGUGGAAGGACAGUCUCAACGAGGCCUGGGCUGACCUCCUUGAGUUGCUGGACACGCGGGGUCAGGUGCUGGCCGCGGCAUACGAGCUGCAGCGCUUUCUGCAUGGGGCACGACAAGCCCUGGCACGGGUGCAGCACAAGCAGCAGCAGCUUCCAGACGGGACUGGCCGUGACCUCAACGCCGCCGAGGCCCUGCAGCGCCGACACUGUGCCUACGAGCACGACAUCCAGGCCCUCAGUGCCCAGGUCCAGCAGGUGCAGGAUGACGGCCACCGGCUCCAGAAGGCCUAUGCUGGAGACAAGGCCGAGGAGAUCGGCCGCCACAUGCAGGCCGUAGCGGAGGCCUGGGCCCAGCUUCAGGGAAGCUCUGCCGCCCGCCGGCAGCUGCUGCUGGACACCACGGACAAGUUCCGCUUCUUCAAGGCUGUGCGGGAACUGAUGCUCUGGAUGGAUGGGGUCAACCUGCAGAUGGAUGCCCAGGAGCGGCCCCGGGAUGUGUCCUCUGCGGAUCUAGUCAUCAAGAACCAGCAAGGCAUCAAGGCAGAGAUAGAGGCCCGGGCGGAUCGCUUCUCCUCCUGCAUCAACAUGGGGAAGGAGCUGCUGGCCAGGAGCCACUAUGCAGCCGAGGAGAUCUCAGAGAAGCUAUCUCAGCUGCAGGCACGACGCCAGGAGACAGCUGAGAAGUGGCAGGAGAAGAUGGACUGGCUUCAGCUGGUUUUGGAGGUGCUCGUGUUUGGAAGAGACGCAGGGAUGGCAGAGGCCUGGCUGUGCAGCCAGGAGCCUCUGGUGCGCAGUGCUGAGCUGGGUUGCACGGUCGACGAAGUGGAGAGCCUCAUCAAGCGGCAUGAGGCCUUCCAGAAGUCGGCAGUGGCCUGGGAGGAGCGAUUCAGUGCGCUGGAGAAGCUUACCGCGCUAGAGGAGCGGGAGAAGGAGCGAAAGAGAAAGAGGGAGGAGGAGGAGCGGAGGAAGCAGCCGCCUGCUCCCGAACCCACAGCCGGUGUGCCUCCAGGGAACCUGGUGGGCAGCCACACAGCUCCUGACACCACCUGGGACGGAACCCAGCCUCGGCCAUCGCCAUCCACGCAAGCACCCAGUGUAAAUGGAGUCUGCACAGAUGCAGAGUCCUCACAGCCCCUGCUGGGACAACAGAAACUUGAACAGAGCAGCUUCCCUGAAGGGCAGGGACCUGGUCCAGGGGACGAAGCCAAUGGGCCCCGGGGAGAGAGGCAGACCCAGACUCGGGGCCCGGCCCCGCCUACAAUACCCCAGAGCAGGUCCACCGAGUCAGCUGCCACCCUGCCGCCUAGAGCCCCAGAGCCGUCUGCCCAGGAGCAGAUGGAGGGGGUGCUGUGCCGCAAGCAGGAAAUGGAGGCCUUCGGGAAGAAGGCUGCCAACAGGUCCUGGCAGAAUGUGUACUGUGUCCUGCGGCGUGGGAGCCUUGGGUUUUACAAGGAUGCCAAGGCAGCCAGCGUGGGAGUGCCAUACCAUGGAGAAGUGCCUGUCAGCUUGGCCAGGGCCCAGGGCAGUGUUGCCUCUGAUUACCGAAAGCGCAAACAUGUCUUCAAGCUGGGCUUACAGGAUGGAAAAGAGUAUUUAUUCCAGGCCAAGGAUGAGGCAGAGAUGAGCUCGUGGCUACGGGUGGUGAACGCAGCCAUUGCCACUGCAUCUUCUGCCUCUGGAGAGCCAGAAGAGCCGGUGGUGCCCAGUGCCCCCCGGGGCAUGACCCGGGCCAUGACCAUGCCCCCAGUGUCACCUGUCGGGGCUGAGGGGCCUGUUGUGCUCCGCAGCAAGGACGGCAGGGAACGAGAGCGAGAAAAACGCUUCAGCUUCUUCAAGAAGAACAAGUAGUCGGCAGGGCAAGGUCCCAGGCCAGCUCCCUCCCUCUGUUCAGGAAACUGCCAGAGACCGUCGACAAGGACCACCCUCUUGUCAGGACAACUGCCUGCUGCUAGGGUCUGUUGCCAAGGUCAGCCCAUCACUAGGAACUGUCACUGGGGACAAGUUCAUGUUCCCAAGGGCAGCCCUUUUCUUCUGCUGUUUAAUUCCAGACCGGUGGUGGAACCCGGGCAACCCCCUCUCCCACCCCCGCCAACUUCUCCCUUCUUGCCCCCGCCUUGUGCCUCUGUCCCUCACCAUGGUGGGGACAGUGCUGCACCCUCAACAUAGGCCAUGUGGGGAGUGGCUGCCCCACCUCAGGGUCAUUCUCCCGCCACAGGGAGGGCACGAGCCUUCUGCCUUCUGGUUCCUGCCCCUGGGACCAGCCAGGAACCUCUCAGAGAUGAAGCAGGCCCUGGGGGCAGGAGCGCCAGAUGACACUCAGAGGUGCAGGAGCCCUCCCUCCCCACCCCCACCCUCUGACUCCAGCUGCCACUCCAUCUCCAGCUGCUCUCAGUGGCUUCCAAGGUGUGUUGUUUAGGGACAGCCACCGCCUUGAGUCUGGCCAAGGAGGUGAUUAAACAGCUCAGCUUCUCUC